AUCCCUCAAUCCUCACUUCUAGCUGGGGGGGGGGGGGGGGGUGCCCUGCUGUCAUGGUAACCAACAGUUCCAGAACACACUCUUCUGGCAGUUGGCCCUCCAGCUGGUGAGACUCAGCUCAGAAGGGUCUUGAACUCAGGUCCCUGGCAGUUGGCUACACGUGUGUAGGUCUGCCACCCUCUGGCAUGCCUGGCUGUCACAGGGGCGUUAAAGGAGGUGUCACGGCGGGGUAGGACGGGCACCUGGUGGCUCUGACCUUCAAGGAAGGCCAUUAACUGCCAUUAGGAGGUGUUCCCACAAUUGUGACCUGUGGCCCUGUAUGCCCACUGGCUGGGAUACCUACUGGGAGAGACGAGGCUUCUUCACAAGCACUCGCAGGUUUAUAGGAACAAUAACUGUCCCUGAUGUCCAAAUCUGAGAAGGUGACGGCAGAUGACAAAACAGCCCUGUCUUCCCCAGAGGAGGGAGAUGUCCAGGACGCAGUGGCUCAAGCGUCCAAAGACAGCGACCACAACAGCAGCUUCGGGUCUGAGCUGAGCCUGUCAGUGGGCUACUUCCCCAAUGAGGACACCACCCCCCCAGACUCGCCCACCUCCAGUGAGGACACGGCUGCUGAGGGGGCUCCGCUCUACUUCCUGCCUCCCAUCCAGGGGUCGUGGAGGACCACGGGGCUAGGGAGGCUCUCCGGGGGUGGAGGCCAUGCGCAGGCCGGCCCGGAACAGUUCUGCAAGCUGAGCAUCAGCCUGGCCUGGGACAUGGAUGCAAGCUCCACCAGCUCAAACCAGGCAGCCCCCGGAGACUGUGAGGGAGAGGCCCUGUGGGCAGGCAAGUUCCCUCACAGAAAGGCAGAACUGACCCUCUGCCAGCUGGACAGUCUGGUGCAAAAGCUGGAAAUGUUUCUAGAAGAUCAGAAAGAUGAGGAGGAUACUGUGCUCUUUGGGCCAGGACCAGGAGAAGAUUUCCAAGAGCCUGGCAGCCCUGGCCUGGCUCCAACCAGGGUUCCAAACGCUGUCCCUUAUCAGGACUUGCCCAGACUCAGCCCACUGCACGAGGAAAAUGCCACCCAGAGUAGAGCAGCCCCUCCAAGGCUCCUAGGAGGUGAACUGGCAGAGAUAAGGCAGCCAACGCCGCCAGGGAACACUCCAGGAACCUCCUGCAAGACACGGAGCCUGCCAGAGGAGGAUGCCAGCUCCAGCACACAAGCCCAGUCCUGCCUGAACUUGAGGGGGGUCUUCCGCAGGCUCCGGCAGCUGUUGCUCUCCUCUCUCCCAGGGAGAGCCACCUGGAGCUCCCAGAGGCCUGCAGAGAAGAAGAGACUCUUUCACAGAGGCAUACAGAUCCAACCUCAAGAAUCCUGGAAUCAGGACGCCGUGUAAUACCAGAUUUAUAAAUUGCUUUAGAUAACCCUUGAUCUUCCCUAUGAACUUAUUGCUUUCCCCAUGAAUACAAAUUUUCAAUAAAUAGUCUUUUUAUUCAUGU
Erinaceus europaeus (western European hedgehog) is the source of this 1479-nucleotide messenger RNA. RefSeq names its product chromosome 7 C12orf71 homolog (gene C7H12orf71). NCBI's taxonomy places the organism in Eukaryota, Metazoa, Chordata, Mammalia, Eulipotyphla, Erinaceidae. The record is from RefSeq and is a predicted model, not a curated record. The transcript has 3 exons. Bases 405 to 1376 code for a protein of 323 amino acids.